This is a messenger RNA of Branchiostoma belcheri (Belcher's lancelet), 2596 nucleotides long. Its product is annotated as alpha-catulin-like. Gene Ontology annotation, molecular function: cadherin binding; actin filament binding. Lineage: Eukaryota; Metazoa; Chordata; Leptocardii; Amphioxiformes; Branchiostomatidae. Gene Ontology annotation, biological process: cell adhesion; Rho protein signal transduction. Bases 15 to 2390 code for a protein of 791 amino acids. The record is from RefSeq and is a predicted model, not a curated record. The transcript has 20 exons.
CCUGGAUCGCCAAGAUGGCUGCAUCACCGGAGGGUAGCGGUCCGACCACUCCCACUUCUAAACCGCUAGAAAUCAGAACCAAGUCCGUGGAACAAACACUAGUACCCCUCGUCACCCAGAUUACUACACUAGUCAACCAUCAAGAGAAGAGAAUCAGGAGAACAGAGAAGGCCUGUCGUGCUGUCCAGCGGGUGGGCGAGGCGGUCAGUCUGGCCGUGGACCGCUUCGUGACGGUCGGCCAGGCCAUCGGAGACCAGAACCAGGAAAUCAGACAGGAAAUGUACGAUGCCUGUCAGGAAGCCAGAGCAGCAGGUGACAGUAUUGCUACCAUCACAAAUGUCCAGUACCAGCCUGGUGAUGAGGAGCUACUGUUUAAGGAUAAGAGUCAGAUGGUACGAGCAGCUCGGGCCCUGCUGUCAUCUGUAACUAAAGUACUCAUGGUGGCCGACAAGGUCACGGUCAAACAGCUCUUAUGUGCCAAAGACAAGGUUCUGUCCAGCCUAGUGAAUCUGGAGGAGGUGUCCCACUUCUCUGAGUUUGUUCAGUUGUUCAGUCAGUUUGGGACAGAGAUGGUGGAGCUGGCUCAUCUGUCAGGAGACAGACAGGCAGACUUGAAGGAUGAGCGGGCGCGAGCAAAGAUGGGAGCAGCUCGGGCAGUCCUGGAGAGAUCUACAAUGAUGCUGCUUACUUCCUCUAAGACCUGCCUGCGGCACCCUGACUGUGACCCUGCCAUACACAACAGGACCAGUGUGUUCCAGCAGAUGAGAGAAGCCCUGUCUGCCAUGGAGAGAGUUGUUACUGAGGGCAGCUGGCUGCAGGACGACGACAGUCUCAUGUCACCUGUCUGUCUCCACAGUGUGGUCAAGCAGUUUGAAGAUGCUGUAGAGAGAACCAGAGUGACCCUGGUGCAGCCCACAGACAAGGAGAAGUUACAGGACAGUCUGGAGGUGAUCAUCGACCAGGCCAACGACUUCACUGACUCUGCCUACACCUCACACGAGCACAGGGAGAAGAUCCUGGCACUGUGUGACAAUGCUCGCAUGGAGUUACAAGCCUUACUGCAGGUGGACACAAACAAUCCGUUCUCCCGCAGAAGACGCCUCCACAUGCACCCAGCCUUCCUCCCUCCUGGUCUGUGGAACAGGAAGGACCAGGGUGGGAAACUGGACACCACAGAGGAACUGGAGACAGCCAUCAUCAAGACAUGCAAGUCUAUGAAGGAGCUGAAGAAACAGCUCCAGAACACUGCACUUGACCAAGCAUCAGAGAUCUUCAAGACCAAUGAAGACCAUGAUAUCCUGUCAACCCUGAAGCUGUCAGGAACUCAGGGUGAUGCAGACAGGAUGGAGGAAUACUGUGGAAAAUUUGCCGAACAUUCAGAACAGCUCAUUGAGGCCUGUAGACUGCUGAGGCACAUCGCAGGGAAUGACCCACUCUACAUCACAGCCUGCCAUGCAGACAGCUGCAUCAGGAACCUCAGUCCUCAGUUGGUGACGGCAGCACAGACCCUUGUGGCAAACCCGGCCUCCAAAAUUGCGAGGGAAAACCUGGAUGUUUUCUGUGACGCGUGGGAGUCCCAGAUCAACGAGAUGUCAGUACUGGUCAAAGAAAUCAACGACUUCUGCUCAGGCAGGAAGGGAGAGAAGACAGUGUACUUGUCACUUCCCAGGCCAGGGAAACAUGGAACCACCUUGAAGACAAUCAAACCAGUAAAGCUGGAUGCUGAGGAACAAGCCAAGAUCGCCAAGCUGGGUCUGGAGAUGAAACUGAUGACAUCUGAGCUGGACGCAGAGACAGAGAAAUGGGAGGAUCCUGACAAUGACAUUGUGAAGAAGGCACAGAACAUGUCCAGCAUGUCUUACUCCAUGUACCUUUUCACAAGGGGAGAAGGUCCGCUGAAGACGACCCAGGACUUGUUCAGCCAGGCUGAGCACUUUGCUGAAGAGGGAAACAAGCUGUUCAAAACUGUGAAAGAUUUCUCAGAAGACAUCCCAGAUGGUGUCCACAAGGCAGAAUUGUUGGCUCACCUGGACAAGAUCCCAACAUUCUGUCAGCAGCUCAACUUCACUUGUAAAAGCCCAACAGUUGGGAAACAAGCCACAUUCACCAAGGUUGACAGUGCCAUUCAAGAGACAAAGAACCUGAUGAACACUGUGGCCAAAGUGGUGACCACUUGCUUUACUGCUGCCACUAAGUAUAACCUGGACACGGGGUCAUCACCGGUCAACAGAUGGAGAAGUGGUCCUCCUCCACCAAUGGAUAUCAGGACUAGGAGGAACGGAGAGGAGGGGACACCGCCACACACUCAGGAGACAAGAAUGAACAGCCUUCUGAGGAGCAAGGCUGUGCAGCAGCCAAUACAAACAAUCAAUGCUUUUGAGAGGAUUUGAGCCACAGCCAAUCAAACAGCAGCCUGUGGAGCAACCAACCAAUCAGAUUGCUUCCUGCAGGAUGUUCAGCUUUCAGAGCCUAUAUAACUGGAACAGUUCAUGUUCUAAUGACCACAGAUAAGUGCUAUACUGAACUGUUCAGCAUUCAGUCAAUGCAAUGUCUUCAAGUAAAUGGCUUCAUUUAAGCUUCGGUCACAACCCGCCGU